GGUUGAGGCUAUACAAGUAGGGUGGACGGUAUGCUUCUGCUUGUCUUUUGUGGUGCCCCAUUUCUUCCUUGUAAAAUUCUAUGUCCAGCGGUUUAAUGACAUAAAAAAAAUCACCUCAUUAACUAGAUUACUAUGCCUCAGGUUGAUCCUGAUCUCUAUGGCGGUGAUACCCGCACUAGAGCAUUUAUACGUGUGGAUGCACCUCAAGCUCACUGUUUCAAUAAAAGAUGCCCAGGAUUCGUGCUAGUGAGAUCGGACGUACCUCUUGAUUUUGUUUAUGAACAGACUUCUAAGUAUGGAGGACCGAUCUAUGGAACACAGCUAUAUGUCAAACGAGACCUCGCUAAUGGAAACUGGUGGCUGCUGGUUGGAAAUGACUUCACCCUGGUUGGAUUUUGGCCGAAGAGAAUAUUUAGCGAACUAGCGAACCCGGCUUCCUAUGUUGAAUGGGGAGGAAAGGUGUAUAGUCCAGCAGGCACCCCUACACCUGAAAUGGGCAGUGGUCAUUUUCUGCAGCAAGACACAAAAUAUGAUGCAUACUUCAGGAAUAUUCAAGUUUUCAAUGACUUUGGCUAGAACGUGGAUGAGUUCAACACAGAGACCUUUAAUGAUAUUGGAGUGUGUGAUGUUGCUGAUAAAAAAAAUGCUCGGAACUUUGGGCAUCUAGUCCUAUAUGGGGGCCCUUCACUGUAAGGUGUUUUGUUCUUCAAAGUAGUAUUGUGACGGAUUACUUUACUCCAGAUCCCUUUUAUUGCGUACGUCAAUAAAUAACAAAAUUACAAUGCAAAAUAUAUAACGAAACUUUAUUUGAAUA
Molecule: messenger RNA, 814 nt
Organism: Rhododendron vialii
Lineage: Eukaryota; Viridiplantae; Streptophyta; Magnoliopsida; Ericales; Ericaceae
Product: protein neprosin-like
Exons: 3
Coding region: 133-576 (147 amino acids)
Source: RefSeq, a predicted model, not a curated record